GCCGUGCUCCAGGUUUCCAGGAAUUGUGCUCAGUAGUUUAAAAAUUUCCGCUAGCUACGGUCGUUGGGUAAAACUUCUGCGCCAAUAAGUAUGACGGCUGCAUCGGUGCCGUCAGCUUUCGUCACGUCAUGCGUGGAGCGUGGGCUGGAGGACGGCUGGCGGAGUCACGUGGCCGUGAGAGGGCUGAUGGCGGCUUACGGUGUCGUGCAGUCAGUCUACCUAAAGUCUGACGCGUGCUACAACUACGUCGUCGAUGGUCUUUACAUGAUGUGCCCGACUCUGCCGCUGGUGGUGGCGGGAGUGACGCUGGGUUUCUACUGGAGUUUCGGCGAGAGCGACCAGCGGCACAAGUUCGAGACCCGCAGCGCACUCAUGAGAGAGCAUCGUAAAGACGAGGCUGAGAAACGCCACAAGAAACGCGUCAAGGCCAUGAAGAUUAGAGGGUAUCCUGAAGCAGCUUUCAAGAAAGAGCAUAGGAGGUAUCUGGAGGAAACGCACGAAGGGAUAUUUGGCUAUUAAAUGCUAUGUUGAAUGGAAUUUGUUAAUAUUUAAACGUUUAACUCUGAAUGAAGUAUAUGUAAGUUUACCCGGUCCUCGUCAUAACAAAGCAUUACAUGAUGCCUCCGAAACUUGCAUUCGUUUUUGAGGCAUUGUCAUUUUAAUAUCGCAGGUGAAAAUUAAAGACAAUUUUAUCUAGCAAAUGUAUUAUAAACCUUAUGAGGAUGCAGCCAUGUGUUGGUUAUAUUCCUAUCAAUUCGGCUACAUAGCUCGAUUUGAAAGAAUUUUUAUCAAUCUAAUCAACUCUUCAAAAAUAAAAAUACUUGAAUAUGGGCUUCAUUGGUCAAUUGUUAGUAAAAACUGUUUUUAGGACCGGUUACAUUUCCUGAGCAAGCACCUGACCAGUAUAUACUCAAUUCUCGCGGGCCUCUGUCACUGGUGAAUAGAAAUGAUACUCGAAAGUUUGACUUGCUGAUACAGUAUUUAAAGGCUUUAACUUGAAAGGUCAGCUUUCAUGAAGCAGAACGCGAGAUAUAGUAGGGCCAAUCAACGUAGAUUUGCCGUGCUUUAUUCCUGAAAUGCCUUUACAUCAUAUCCUGCUGAGAAAGGCGUAAAAAAAAGUCAUCAUUUAUACCCAACAAAUGAUUAUCUCGUCUUAAGGAUGUUAGUUCGAGAACAAACUGAAUAUCAUUAUACAAAAUACGAAGGUAUCUAGCAAAAUUGACUCAUUUCAAAAUUUAAUCACA
Hyalella azteca is the source of this 1244-nucleotide messenger RNA. RefSeq lists its product as uncharacterized. The record is from RefSeq and is a predicted model, not a curated record. The coding region runs from base 91 to 519 and encodes 142 amino acids. The transcript is spliced from 3 exons. Lineage: Eukaryota; Metazoa; Arthropoda; Malacostraca; Amphipoda; Hyalellidae.